AGACGAAUUUAAACUUCAAACUGUAUAUAUAGUAGUGGGAAGUUAUCCUCGUAGUUUUAGCAUCGGCCAUGGCCACCCACGCAGCUCUCGCAUCUUCAAGAAUCCCAGCGAACACCAGGCUUCCCUCCAAGCCCUCUCACUCUUUCCCCACUCAAUGCCUUUCAAAGAGGCUGGAAGUAGCAGAGUUCUCUGGGCUCCGGUCCAGUGGAUGCGUGCCCUACGCGAAGAAUGCUAGGGAUGCAUCCUUCUUUGAUGCAGUGGCUGCCCAACUUACAGCCAAGGCUGCAGGAUCAACCCCUGUUAAGGGAGAAACAGUGGCUAAAUUGAAGGUGGCAAUUAAUGGUUUUGGGCGCAUCGGCAGGAACUUCCUUAGGUGCUGGCACGGGCGGAAGAAUUCGCCACUUGAUGUUAUUGUGGUCAACGACAGCGGUGGUGUCAGGAAUGCAUCUCACUUGCUGAAGUAUGACUCAAUUCUUGGCACCUUCAAGGCUGAUGUGAAAAUUGUUGACGACAGUACCAUCAGUGUCGAUGGUAAACCUAUCAAAGUUGUCUCUAACAGGGACCCGCUGAAGCUCCCUUGGGCUGAAAUGGGGAUUGACAUUGUAAUUGAGGGAACUGGUGUAUUUGUGGAUGGUCCCGGGGCUGGGAAGCACAUCCAAGCUGGUGCCAAGAAAGUUGUCAUCACCGCUCCAGCAAAAGGUGCUGACAUUCCCACCUACGUUGUUGGAGUAAAUGAAGGAGACUACUCCCAUGAAGUUUCUAACAUUGUAAGCAAUGCCUCUUGCACUACAAACUGUUUGGCUCCUUUUGUGAAAGUCAUUGAUGAAGAAUUUGGUAUCGUCAAGGGAACCAUGACAACCACCCACUCGUACACUGGUGAUCAGAGGCUAUUGGAUGCUUCUCACAGGGACUUGAGGCGAGCCAGAGCUGCAGCACUUAACAUAGUCCCAACAAGCACCGGUGCAGCCAAGGCCGUGUCUCUAGUGCUUCCCCAGCUUAAGGGCAAGCUCAAUGGCAUUGCUCUCCGGGUGCCCACUCCUAAUGUAUCCGUUGUGGACCUAGUUGUGAAUGUCGCCAAGAAAGGAAUAACUGCUGAAGAUGUUAAUGCAGCCUUCAGAAAGACGGCUGAAGGGCCUCUGAAAGGCAUACUGUCCGUGUGUGAAAUUCCUCUGGUGUCGGUGGACUUCAGAUGCACCGAUGUCUCAUCCACCAUCGAUGCGUCUUUGACAAUGGUCAUGGGAGAUGACAUGGUCAAGGUGGUGGCCUGGUAUGACAAUGAAUGGGGAUACAGCCAAAGGGUUGUCGAUUUGGCGCAUCUGGUGGCGAGCAAGUGGCCGGGCAUGCCUGCCCCGGGAAGUGGAGAUCCAUUGGAGGACUUCUGCAAGACAAACCCUGCUGAUGAGGAGUGCAAGGUCUAUGAAUCUUAAGAAGUCCUCAAAUUUUUGUUCUUUUGGCUGGCUUGUCAACGUCAUUUUGGAGCCAAGAAUUUUCCUGCCUCAUUGCCAGGAGAUGCUUAUUUUGUGAUGACAAUUGGGAGAAGGGAAGCAGAAUUUAUAUAGUGAAAUGUUAAUAAAGCACCAUGUAGAUGCAAAUGCUGCUUCUGUUAUAUUUCUUUUUCUUCUUCUUCUUCCUGUCAAACCAACUCUACUGGUAUUCAUAUGGAAAUAUUCCUUACUGCAA
This is a messenger RNA of Diospyros lotus (date-plum), 1680 nucleotides long. Its product is annotated as glyceraldehyde-3-phosphate dehydrogenase B, chloroplastic. Gene Ontology annotation, cellular component: chloroplast. The transcript is spliced from 9 exons. Gene Ontology annotation, molecular function: NADP binding; glyceraldehyde-3-phosphate dehydrogenase (NAD+) (phosphorylating) activity; NAD binding. Bases 69 to 1427 code for a protein of 452 amino acids. NCBI's taxonomy places the organism in Eukaryota, Viridiplantae, Streptophyta, Magnoliopsida, Ericales, Ebenaceae. Gene Ontology annotation, biological process: glucose metabolic process. The record is from RefSeq and is a predicted model, not a curated record.